Messenger RNA from Talaromyces proteolyticus, 1677 nucleotides. RefSeq names its product putative allantoin permease. The transcript is spliced from 7 exons. Gene Ontology annotation, molecular function: nucleobase transmembrane transporter activity. Gene Ontology annotation, biological process: transmembrane transport; nucleobase transport. The coding region runs from base 1 to 1677 and encodes 558 amino acids. NCBI's taxonomy places the organism in Eukaryota, Fungi, Ascomycota, Eurotiomycetes, Eurotiales, Trichocomaceae. The record is from RefSeq and is a predicted model, not a curated record. Gene Ontology annotation, cellular component: plasma membrane.
AUGCAUCGUUAUGAAUCUGCCUCUCGCUGGGCCAGAACGAAAGAUGCCUUCACCUCCUGGCGGGCCUUUCAUGAUGCCAUCCGGCUGAAGAGCGCCUCUUCAAUGCUCGCCAAUGAGGAUCUGCUACCAUCACCUCCUGAACGACAGACAUGGACGGUGUGGAAUUUCUUUGCGUACUGGUGGAGCGAGUCCUGGGCCGUAUCAACCUGGAGCAUCGGGUCUUCUCUCAUCGCUCUAGGCGCAACAGUGCGAGAUGCCUUACUGGUCGUGCUGUUCGCGAACAUCCUGUCGUCCGUCGUCAUUGUUCUCAAUGGCCGCGCCGCUGCUCGAUACCAUGUUGGCUAUCCCGUGCUCGCGCGAGUCACGUUUGGAAUAUACGGAUCCUAUUUCUUUGUCGUCUUGCGAGCCAUCUUAGGUAUUAUAUGGGGUGGUGUGCAGCUGUAUUUCGAAGGCCAGUUUAUUUCAAUUUGCCUUCGAUGCAUCUUCCCUAGCUGGACGAGCCUUCCGAAUAAAAUCCCAGCGAGCCAAGAAAUAACCACACAAGUCAUGGUUGGAUUCUUCCUCGCAUUCGUCUUCACACUACCGCUGAUGUUCAUCCACACAUCGAAAAUCCGGCACUUGUUCAGCCUCAAAUCCAUCAUCUUCCCUCUCGCCGCCCUGGGAGUGGUAUGCUGGGCGACAACCGCGAAUGGGGGGGUAUCAUCCAACAAACUUAUCGACGCAUCCCUCCGCUCGUCGUCCCCCUCAGUCUUUGCAUGGGGCAUCGUAUCCCAAUUCAACUCCGUCAUGGGUGCCAAUUCCGCCCUCCUCGUCACUGUACCGGACCUCGCGCGCUACUCACGCACGAAAAACGCCCAGUUAUACGGGCAAGUGCUCGGCCUACCCAUCGCGCAAACCAUCUGCGCUGCUUUCGGCAUCAUCGCCACCUCAGCCGUGCACAACAUGUACGGCGAGGCGUACUGGAAUCCGUACGACCUGCUGAAUAGUGUAUUGGAUCAUUCGUAUACGUCCCGCUCCCGCGCGGGCAUCUUCUUUGCCGCUGCUUCCUUUGCGUUUGCGACAAUGGGCACGUCGGUGGCCUGCAACAUCGUCCCAUUUGCAGCCGACGUGACCUGUUUGGCGCCGAAAUAUGUGAAUAUUAUACGCGGCCAGUUUAUCUGCCUGAUUAUCGCCUUUGCGAUUGUUCCAUGUUUUCUGAGCGGAUACUCGAUCUUCCAAGGCUCCGUCGUGGCGAUUAUGAGCGUCGACUACUUUCUUAUCCGGCACGGCAACCUGUAUCUCAGCGACAUGUUCACGGCAUCGCGGCUUGGACGGUACUACUACAGCUACGGCGUGAACAUGCGCGGGAUAGCGGCGUUCAUCAUCGGCUUCGUGCUUCCUCUCCCGGGUUUCGUGGGGAGUUUCGGUACUGUUAGUGUUAGUGCCGCCGCCACGCACAUGUUCAAUCUCGGCUGGUUGUUGAGUUAUUUUGUUGGCGGGGUUUCGUAUGCCGUGAUAUGUUUCGCGACGGCCAGGAGUAUGAUGAAGGGUAGCAGGGAGGCCCCUUUUGAAGGGAAUGUGCCGCAUCAUAUCGAGACGGGGUCGGGGCAUGAUCGGUUGAUAGUUGAUGGCAUGGAGAUUGUUGGAUUGGCCGAUCAUGAGCAUGAGCAUGGCCCUGAGGGAUUGUGCUCUACCUGA